This is a messenger RNA of Alligator sinensis (Chinese alligator), 288 nucleotides long. RefSeq names its product interleukin 27 (gene IL27). The record is from RefSeq and is a predicted model, not a curated record. The annotation marks the transcript as partial. Gene Ontology annotation, biological process: regulation of T cell proliferation. The transcript has 3 exons. Gene Ontology annotation, molecular function: interleukin-27 receptor binding. Lineage: Eukaryota; Metazoa; Chordata; Crocodylia; Alligatoridae.
AUGUUGCGGCACCUGCCUGGGGUCCAGCUCCAGCUCCUGCCGCUCUCAGAGCAGCUUCUGCCCGGAAGCCUCCGCACCCGGGACUGGUUGGGCCUGACGGCGCUGGAGCGGCUGCAGGGGCUAGGGGCGGCGCUGCCACAGUGCCGGGGGGCCCUGGCCAGGCUGGGGCUCCCAGGGGGGGACCCCGAAUUUGCACAAAGGCUGCAGGAUGUGGACUGGGACCUGCGCGACCUCGCCCACCACGUGGCCUACCAGCUGUCAGUGGCUGGGGGCCCCACUCUGUCCCCC